This is a messenger RNA of Pipistrellus nathusii (Nathusius's pipistrelle), 2358 nucleotides long. Lineage: Eukaryota; Metazoa; Chordata; Mammalia; Chiroptera; Vespertilionidae. The record is from the annotation of a GenBank genome assembly.
AUGUCCUUUCCCCGGUGUGCGCUGCUGUGGGCCCGGCUCCCGGCGGGGCGCCGCGCCGGCCACCGGGCGGCCGUCUGCUCCGCCCUCCGCGCGCACCCCGGGCCCGUCCCCGGGCCUCUGGGGCGCACGCCCGCCGUUGCCUCCUCUUCUGCGUCCGGGGGUUCCAAAGCCCCAAACACGUCCCUGUUUGUGCCGCUGUCUGUGAAGCCUCAGGGCCCCAGCGCGGACGGCGAUGUGGGCGCGGAGCUGACCCGCCCCCUGGACAAGAAUGAAGUAAAGAAGAUCUUAGACCAGUUUUACAAGAGGAAAGAAAUUCAGAAACUGGGUGCUGAUUAUGGACUUGAUGCUCGUCUCUUCCACCAAGCUUUCAUAAGCUUUAGAAAUUAUAUCCUGCAGUCUCAUUCCUUGGAUGUGGACAUUCACAUUAUUUUGAAUGAUAUUUGCUUCAGUGCAGCUCAUGUGGAUGAUUUAUUUCCGUUUUUCUUGAGACACGCAAAACAGAUAUUUCCUGUGUUGGAAUGUAAGGAAGAUCUACGUAAAAUCAGUGACUUAAGAAUACCACCUAAUUGGUACCCAGAGGCCAGAGCCAUACAGCGGAAGAUAAUAUUCCAUUCAGGCCCCACAAACAGUGGAAAGACUUACCAUGCAAUCCAGAAAUACUUGUCAGCGAAAUCUGGAGUGUAUUGCGGUCCUUUAAAAUUAUUGGCACAUGAGAUCUUCGAAAAGAGUAAUGCUGAGGGUGUGCCAUGUGACUUGGUGACAGGUGAAGAGCGUGUGUCAAUAGAGACAAAUGGGAAACAGGCUACCCAUGUUGCUUGUACUGUGGAGAUGAGCAGUGUUACAACUCCUUAUGAAGUGGCUGUGAUCGACGAAAUUCAGAUGAUUAAAGACCCAGCCAGAGGAUGGGCCUGGACCAGAGCACUUCUAGGACUCUGUGCUGAAGAGGUUCAUUUAUGUGGAGAAGCUGCUGCUAUUGACCUGGUUACUGAGCUUUUGUACACGACAGGGGAGGAAGUAGAGGUUCGAAACUAUACGAGGCUUACCCCCAUUUCUGUGCUGGAUCAUGCAUUGGAAUCUUUAGACAACCUUCGGCCUGGGGACUGCAUUGUCUGUUUUAGCAAGAAUGAUAUUUAUUCUGUGAGUCGACAGAUUGAAAUUCGGGGACUGGAAUCAGCUGUUAUAUAUGGCAGUCUCCCACCUGGAACCAAACUUGCUCAAGCAAAAAAGUUUAAUGAUCCUGAUGAUCCAUGCAAAAUCCUGGUCGCUACAGAUGCAAUUGGCAUGGGACUUAAUUUGAACAUAAGAAGAAUUAUUUUUUAUUCCCUUAUAAAGCCCAGUAUCAAUGAAAAGGGAGAGAAGGAAAUAGAACCAAUCACCACUUCGCAAGCCUUGCAGAUUGCUGGCAGAGCUGGCAGGUUCAGUUCGAAAUACAAAGAAGGAGAGGUUACAACAAUGAAUCGAGAAGACCUCCGUUUAUUAAAGGAAAUUUUGAAUAAGCCUGUUGAACCUAUACAGGCAGCUGGUCUUCAUCCAACAGCUGAACAGAUUGAAAUGUUUGCCUACCAUCUCCCUGAUACGACACUUUCUAAUCUCAUUGAUAUUUUUGUAGACUUUUCACAAGUUGAUGGGCAGUAUUUUGUCUGCAAUCUGGAUGAUUUUAAGUUUUCUGCAGAGCUGAUCCAGCAUAUUCCAUUGAGCCUGCGAGUGAGGUAUGUGUUCUGCACAGCCCCUAUCAACAAGAAGCAGCCUUUCGUCUGCUCCUCCCUGUUACAGUUUGCCAGGCAGUACAGCAGGAACGAGCCCUUGACCUUUGCUUGGUUGCGCCGAUAUAUUAAAUGGCCAUUAAAUCCACCUAAUAAUAUUAAAGACCUCAUGGAUCUUGAAGCUGUCCAUGAUGUCUUGGAUCUUUACCUGUGGCUAAGCUACCGGUUUAUAGAUAUGUUUCCCGAUGCCAACCUUGUUCGAGACCUGCAGAAAGAGCUAGAUGGCAUUAUCCAAGAGGGUGUACACAACAUCACCAAACUGAUUAAGAUUUCAGAGGCACAAAGGCUGUUGCAUUUGGAGAACAUGCCAGCAGACAGCCGGUCUCGUUCGCCAGGAACAUCGAAGAGCCAAGCAAGAAGGAUGCGCGGUACCAAAACUUUAGGGUUUAAAGCUGCUGAGCCGCCCCGCCCCGGUGCGGAAGAGAAGUCCCUGGCUUCCAGGUUGGUGCAGCAAGGACUCCUCACUGCAGACAUGCUCAGGCAGCUGGAGAAGGAGUGGCUCACACAGCGGACUGAGCACGGCAAAGACAAAGCCGAGCCUGGGACUACCUCCAAAGGGUCAAGAAGGAAGAAGAAGGAACCUGAUUCAGAUUAG